Messenger RNA from Harmonia axyridis, 2408 nucleotides. RefSeq names its product RAD50-interacting protein 1 (gene Rint1). The coding region runs from base 341 to 2380 and encodes 679 amino acids. The transcript has a single exon. Lineage: Eukaryota; Metazoa; Arthropoda; Insecta; Coleoptera; Coccinellidae. Gene Ontology annotation, biological process: retrograde vesicle-mediated transport, Golgi to endoplasmic reticulum; endoplasmic reticulum to Golgi vesicle-mediated transport; regulation of ER to Golgi vesicle-mediated transport. The record is from RefSeq and is a predicted model, not a curated record. Gene Ontology annotation, cellular component: Dsl1/NZR complex.
UUUUUGUCCUAAUUUUUAUGUAUUGUGCUUGAAUGGGUUCUUUUUUGAAAGCAAAAAGUAACAUCAACCCCUUUCCCUUAUAAGGAAGUAUUCAUAUUAAAAUAUAAACUUCUUUAUAAUCGAUAACCUUGUUCUGCUUGUCAGCUGAAAGUAGAAUCAGCUGAUUCUUGACGUUUAGUUUUUAUGUUUUCAAAGUUGAUCGAUUCGGACUACCACCUGUGUUUUGAAUAUUCAAAUCUAUUAUAUGCAUAUAUCUAUCUGAAUCAACGACUCAUGAGGGAUCCUUCGUAAAUAUUCAAUAUAACAAAAAGCAUUGAUUAACUUCACUGCAUAUCAAACAAUGGAAAAUAUCGAUAUAAAUUGUUUACAGAAAUUACAAAUUACUUAUGGAAAUGAUUUAUUGGAUUCUAAGAAAUGUAGCUCAAUCUAUUAUGAAUUGAAACAGAAAAAGCAAGAUUUAUUAUUGCAAUUGAGUUUAACCAAUAUUGACUCUCUAAUAGGAAAAACAGUACAUUCCGCUGAUAAGAUAUGUGAUGAUUUUGACAAAUUAUGCAUUCGUUCGAAAGAAAUUACUGAAGCAAUUGAAACAAAUUUAGAUAAAGUGGAUGAUGUGAGAAAAAAAUUUCAAAAUCUAUUAGAAAAAGUAAAUGUGUUGCAAAUUACCAAGCAGUAUAUUAGAUUAGUGCAAAAACUGGAAUAUUUCAAUGUUGAGUUAGAAAGAGAAUAUAAGAAUAAAGAUUAUGAAAAAUGUGUAACCAUUUUUGCAAAUUUAUGUGAGAUUAAUUGGAAUCUAACACAUUUGAAACAAUCUUAUUUGAAUGAUGUUAUGAGUGAACUUCAAAAUUAUUGGCAUGAAGUUUUGAUGAAUAGUUUGUCUGAAAGCUUUGAAGAAACUUUGAAAGUAAUUAAUUGGCCAUUUGUUAAUGCAAAUUUCAGUCUGCAAACUCCUCCUCAGAGUGCAAUAGACAAACUUAAACUUCUUACUGAAUACUUACUUCAAAUCGAAUUACCAAAUGAAAAUGAUCAUUUGGAUUCGUUGACUCCUGUUAACAUAUCUAAUUUAUGUAUACCUGCAUCUCUUAUGAUACAGCCACUAAGAAAACGUUUCAUCUAUCACUUUUAUGGUGCUCGUCAAACAAACCGAUUAGAUAAACCUGAAUGGUAUUUCACACAAAUUUUAACAUGGAUAAGAGAUCAUAAAGACUUUCUACAUAAAUGGAUUCAGCCUAUUGUUGAUAAGAUGGGGUAUUGCCACUUAGAUAUUGAACUUGAAUUUUUAGUGGGCUUGGUACAAUUAGCUAUUGAAAAACUCCAGGCCGAUAUUGCUAAAGCUCAGUAUGAUGAUUUCACCUUUUCUCACACAGUUGACGAAGCUUUAAGCUUUGAUAAAGAGUUAAGGAGUUCUUAUGAUUACCCAAUAAUACAAGCUGGAGUAUUAGGUGUGCUUACUCAAGCACAAGUGUUCAUUAAAUGGAUUACAAUGGAAAGAAAGUUUGCAUUAGACAAAAUGGAUAACAUCCUUUAUUCCUCAGAGCUAGCAUUUGAACCACUAGCUUCUGAUAUAGAUAACUUGAAGGUAACUGUUUGCGCUGAUGCAUUUAUGACACUGCUUAAAAGAAUUACAGACAGGUAUGAAAGUUUGCCACAACCUGGUCAUCGACUUCAAUUUUUAGAGCUCCAGUUGGAACUCCUGGAUGAUUUCAGAGUUAGAUUAAUACAAAUUGCAAAAGCUGAAGAAGAUAAUGUUAUAGAAUCAAAGGUACCUAUGAUUGUUAAUACUUUAUUCUAUAUGGAAAGUGUAUUGAUAGAUUGGGGGAAUACUUUACAUUACCUCAAUUUAUAUUACUACAAAUCUCAAUUAGAGAAUGUUGAAUCAAGUGCAUCGGUACCAGAUGCUGAGGAUUCUAUUUUAGAAUAUGAGUCGCAAAGUGUAUUUGCCGAAACACUAAUUCUGUAUGGUGAUAUGAGGAGAUACUUACUUUCUUCAAUGUCAGAGUUUGUGAUGAAUGAAAUUGAACAAAAAAGUAAAAAUUAUAUUAGAGAAGACUGGUCAAAGAUGAAAGUGGAUAAAGAUUUUAAAAAUUUAUCACUAACACCAUCUGCUUGCCCAAUGUUUGAAGUUAUUGCAAAAAGGUUACACCAGCUACAAAAAACUCUUGCAGAUAAGCUUUUUUCAGUUAUAUGGAAGUCGUUAGCUCAACAAUUGGAUAGUUUCCUUUUUGAACAGUUGAUUUUAGAUAAAAGAUUAGAGAAGGGAGGUAUUCUUCAGUUGAAAUAUGAUAUUGAAAGGAAUUUAUACCCUUUAUUUUCCCAAUUCACAGAAAAACCUGAAAGCCAUUUCAAACAAUUACUUAAAUCAUUACAAACUUGUAAUAUUUGAUGAAAUAAAUAUAUAUUACAGAACAAAA